Molecule: messenger RNA, 5347 nt
Organism: Dromiciops gliroides (monito del monte)
Lineage: Eukaryota; Metazoa; Chordata; Mammalia; Microbiotheria; Microbiotheriidae
Gene: ALG8
Product: ALG8 alpha-1,3-glucosyltransferase
Exons: 13
Coding region: 15-1601 (528 amino acids)
Biological process (GO): protein N-linked glycosylation
Cellular component (GO): endoplasmic reticulum membrane
Molecular function (GO): dolichyl pyrophosphate Glc1Man9GlcNAc2 alpha-1,3-glucosyltransferase activity
Source: RefSeq, a predicted model, not a curated record
GGGAGCUGGCCACGAUGGCGGCGUCCUGGUCCGCUGUCGGAGACCGUGGCGGCGGGUUGGGCUUCUUGUCGGUGGCGUUCGGGGUGUCUCUGAUCAAAUGCCUUCUCAUACCCGCCUAUUAUUCUACAGAUUUUGAAGUACACCGGAAUUGGCUUGCCAUCACUCACAGUUUACCAGUAUCACAAUGGUACUAUGAGGCAACUUCAGAGUGGACUUUGGAUUACCCUCCAUUUUUUGCAUGGUUUGAAUAUGCACUGUCACACAUUGCCAAAGUUUUUGACCCAGAGAUGCUGAAUAUACAGAACUUGAAUUAUGCCAGUCCUAGAACAAUACUUUUUCAGAGAUUUUCCAUCAUCCUAACAGAUGUCCUCUUUAUAUAUGCAGUCUAUGAGUGCUGCAAAUGCAUAGAGGGGAAAAAAGCUGGGAAAGAACAUACAGAGAAGCCAGCAUUUAUUCUUUCAGUCUUACUUCUGUGGAAUUUUGGAUUGCUAAUUGUGGACCAUAUUCAUUUUCAGUACAACGGUUUUUUAUUUGGAUUAAUGCUGCUUUCAGUUGCCCGAUUAUUUCAGAAAAGGUAUUUGGAAGGAGCAUUCCUCUUCACCGUUCUCCUGCAUUUUAAGCACAUCUACCUUUAUGUGGCCCCAGCUUAUGGCAUCUAUUUGCUGAGAUCUUACUGUUUCACUGCAAAUAAACCAGAUGGAUCUGUCAGGUGGAGCAGUUUCAGUUUUCUCCGACUGAUUGCCCUGGGUUUCAUUGUUUGCUCUGUUUCUGCCCUUUCUUUGGGUCCUUUUAUAGCCUUGAACCAACUGCCUCAAGUAAUUUCAAGGCUUUUCCCUUUCAAGAGGGGCCUCUGCCACGCCUACUGGGCUCCAAAUUUCUGGGCUUUGUACAAUGCUUUGGACAAGAUGCUCUCCAUUAUCGGCUUGAAAUAUAAUCUUCUUGAUCCCAAGAAGAUUCCUAAGACCUCAAUGACAAGUGGUUUGGUUCAGCAAUUCCAACAUGUAGUCCUGCCCUCUGUGACUCCAUUAGCGACCCUCAUUUGCUCUGUAAUUGCCAUGUUGCCCUCUGUGUUCUGUCUUUGGUUUAAACCCCAAGGGCCCAGAGGCUUUCUUCGAUGUCUGAUUGUUUGUGCACUAAGCUCCUUCAUGUUUGGAUGGCACGUUCAUGAAAAAGCAAUACUCCUAGCAAUUCUCCCAAUGAGUCUCUUGUCUGUAGGAAAGCCACAAGAUGCUGGAAUUUAUCUGCUUCUGACCACAACCGGCCAUUAUUCCCUCUUCCCAUUGCUUUUCACAGCCCCAGAAUUCCCUAUUAAAGUGUUACUCAUGCUACUAUUCACUGUUUAUAGUUUUUCAUCACUGAAGACUUUGUUCAGAAAAGAAAAACUUCUUAAUUGGAUGGAAACCAUCUACCUCAUUGGCUUGGGGCCUCUGGAAAUCUGCUGUGAACUUGUAUUUCCCUUCACCCCCUGGAAACUAAAGUACCCUUUCGUUCCUUUGUUCCUGACUUCAGUAUAUUGUGCAGUAGGCAUCACAUAUGCUUGGUUCAGACUGUCGAUUUCAAUGUUGCCUGGCCCUGCUGUCGGCAAGGCAAAACUACGAUGAAUAAAGGGACUGCUUGGAUGACUUCCAGGCAAUUACCUCAUGGAAAAUUAACCAGCAUUCGAAAAAGGUUGCUGGUGGCAGAAGCCAUUCAUUUCAGUGGGUCCUGUUUUGAACAUGUCUGCACUAUUCUUCCAGGCUACCCACUGAUGUUUUUCAUUCAGAGAGGCUCUAUUUUCUUUCUUUCUUGUUUUUAAAUUAGAAAAUACUGGUGUUGCCCACCACAGCAACCUGAUUGUCACCAUGGUGAGAAGUCACUUGCCCUUCUAAAGCUAUGAAACAGAAACGCUACCUCCCUUAAAAGUGUCUGUUGGAGAGAUGCAGAUUGCUGUGCUGAAUAUAAAUCUUGCUCAAGAUAAAUAAUAGGUUCAAAUCCAAACAACUUAGUUAUUUAUAGCCCACCAAAUAACUGCUGUCAGGAUAGAAAACAUAAUUACAACCACACGCUGGGGGCAGAUGUAAAUAAAAUACUACUUUAUAUUUCUGCAUUAAGAUUUUUGGCUCAUUGACAGAUAGGUUUCCCAUUGGGACACAUAUAAGCAGAUGGUGUCUUGGUCACACUGGGUACCCCCUUGUUCUGGGGGUCCUUUUAAAUGAAAUAAUAGCAUGACACAAAUGAGGGGUGGGGGUGUGUGUGUGUGUGUGUCCCUGUGUGUGUGUGUGUGUCCUUGUCCGUCCACUUUGGCUUUCUGCUUAUGUAAAAUCAAGAAUGUACUUUGAUGUUUGGUAAUGCUGCCAGCAGAGGGAGCACACAGUGCAAGCAGUUGUCUUUGCAAAUAUUUACACAGCCCAUUGAAGAUGAUCAUUGAAUCAUAGAAUGGUAGAGCUAGAGGGGACUUGAAAACACAGUGUUUGGGGUGGAAGAAAUCUAUUUAAAUCCCUCAUUUUAUAGAAGAGAGACCUGGGGAAGGGGGUUCUUGAAGUUAGGUGACUUAUCCAGGGUCCCACAGCUAUUCAUUGGCAAUAGAGGAACUAAAAAUAGUCUAAAUCAACUAUGAAAGGAAGUUAUUCAUAGGAAAUGGGGGAAGGGAGUGUUCCUUCAUUGUUACCUUUAAGUAUUUAAAGGACUGGAAUAUGGAAGAUGAGCUCCAUGUGUUCUCCUUGUUCCCAGAGGGCAAAGGUAGGAGCAGUGGUUGGAAAAUGUAUUGAGGCUUAUUUAGGCUUGAUAUAUGGGAACACUAACAAAGUUACCCCCAAAUUACUGCCUUGAGAGCUAGUAGGUCCCCACUAUGAAACUUGGAGAACUACUUGUUAGAGAUAUAGUAUAUAUUGUUGGCCUAGAUGGUCCCUUCAAGUUCUGUGAUUUUUGUCUUGCCUACUUUCUUUUCUACCUUCAAAUUCCUUCCUCUUGAAGCUUUUGAAUAUCUUUGGACUUUUCGGUCUGGAUCUAUGAUUUCAUUCAUGUGGGACCCUUCUAAUGUAAAAACAAUACAUACACCCAGAACUCCCCUGUAAGUCAUUAUCUUAGAGAAUUGCCUGGGUCCCUGAAAGGUUAACUAGAUUGUGGUUGGUUGCAUACUUGUAUUUCAGAGGCAAUCCUUAAGUUCUUAACUUCUAAAACUGGCACUCCAUCCACCAUGCUUCCUAUCAUAUACCUCUGGAAGAGCAUAGCCAGACUUUGCCUCAUCUUAUAUGUACAUGAAGAAGUCUGAGAACCCAGACCUAUUAAAAUAUCCCAAAUGAGUUUUCCUGCCUGCCAGCCACUGAUGACAUAAAGAAGGGCAUUUUGUCAAUUGAAGAAAUUUGAACUUUGAUUUGAGAACCACCCAGAACACAUGGCUGCCCCUGAAAUGUCAACCAGUGUGAACAUUGCCAGGCAAGAGACCUGCGCCUAUUUUAGUUGGUCACAUUUUUGCCAGUGAGUGUCCAGAUGCCAAACCCAACUGAAAAAGAUGGUUGUCAUAAACUGCAUCUGGAUUAAUUUUGACAAGGCUGAAUUUUAAUUAUGUUUUAUAACGUAUUAGAGAAAAGUAACACGAUAUUGGUGAAUGCCUCAUAAUUCUGUCAUUGCUAAAAAGAACAGAUGGCUUUCAGCCUUCCCUUCCUCUUCCCCUUUUCCUCAGAAGAAAAAUAGUGAAAAUGAAUAAACCAGGAUGCUCAUCUUCAAUUUAUUUUUUGAACUUUACCUAGAACAAAAAAUCAUCCAUAGCCAGUGAGGCUGGACCCUUACAUUUGAGAGUAUUUUUUUCUUUAAAGAACAGAAUAAAAAGAGGGGGGAGGGAAGGGAAGGAGAGAAUUCAGAACUCAAAAUUUUUUUAAUGUUCAAAAUUGUUUUCACAUGUAACUAAAAUAUAUAUAUAAAUUUUAAAGUUAAAAAAAAAAAGAACAGAAGAAUAUAGAGGUUUGCCUGCCACAACACCAGAAGGGUGACAUCAAGCAUGUCAAACAGCAGCUUUCAUUGAUGAUUGAGUUGGAAGGGACCUGAGGUUAUCUAAUUUAAAGCCUUCAUUUUACAGAGGAUGUAAUUGAAGCCUGCUAGUGGCAGACCUGGGACUAGAACCCAAUUUUUGCCUGAGUUAUAUUAGGUUAAUGCUCUUUGUAUCAUACUAAAUUAUGCUUUCAUGUGACUGUCUGCCCUCCAUUCAACUAGAUUUGGGUUGUCCUGUCCUCUGCUCUUAGACCUUAUGAAUCUAUCAGUUAUAAAGAAUGAGCAUCAAUCUCUAAAAUGAAGAACCAGCUCUAAAUUUUUCUGAUUAUGACUGAUUUGUGGAUGUUUUAGCUAGAGAUACUUAACUCCUCUGGACAAGCUGAUACAAAAGAUGACAACCUAUUUGCAGCUUUAGUGUGCUGUGGAACCUUUUUUGUAUUUAUGCUGAUCAUGUUUGAUGCAAUUUUCUCUAACACUCAUUCCUGGAUGAUGGAGAUCUUUCACAUUGCUUUUUUUUUUUUUUUUUGUGAGGUAAUGGGGGUUAAGUGACUUGCCCAGGGUCACACAGCUAGUAAGUGUCAAGUGUCUUAGGUCAAAUUUGAACUCAAGUCCUCCUGAAUCCAGAGCCAGUGCUUUAUGCACUGUGCCACAUUGCUUUUCAAUCCUGAAUUUAAAUAUACCCUAGAAACUAGAUUUUUUCUAGUUUUCACAGAUACAAAUGUGACUACCUAAUUUUUUUUUUGGCCGGUCUAUGAUAAUCCCCAUCACUUUCACAGUGGUGCAUAUUCCUGUUUAUUUAUAUAGUCAUACUCUUUUCAUUUCUGGUUAGAUGUAUUGGAUAUACAUAGUGACUACUAGAUUUGUAUGAUUUUUUCAUAUGACCGUUGAUAGCCUAGAUUUCUUCCUUUGAAAACUACCCGUUCAUAUCCUUUGAUCAUUUAUCAGUUGGCAAAUUGUUGUUCCUAUAAACUUGCCCCUGUUCCUUCUUGUUCUUAUUAUUGUGUUUUGGUCAUGUCUGAGUCUUCAUGACCCAAUUUGGGGUUUUCUUGGCAAAGAUACUGAAGUGGUUUGCCAUUUCCUUCUUCAGCUCAUUUUACAGAUGAGGAAACUGGGGCAAACAGGGUUAAAUAACUUGCCCAGGGUCACAAAACUAGUAAGUGUCUGAGACCACAUUUGAACACAGGAAGGUGAGUCUUCCUGACUCAGCUGGUACUCUAUCCACUGUACCAUGUAGCAGCCCUGAAUCUGUUCUUUACACAUAUUUUGGUUUUGGUUUUGGUUUUUUUGCAGGGCAGUGGGGGUUAAGUGACUUGCCCAGGGUCACACAGCUAGUAAAUGCCAGGUGUCUGAGGUCAGAUUUGAACUCAGGUCCUUCUGAAUC